Ilex paraguariensis (yerba mate) is the source of this 1658-nucleotide messenger RNA. NCBI's taxonomy places the organism in Eukaryota, Viridiplantae, Streptophyta, Magnoliopsida, Aquifoliales, Aquifoliaceae. The record is from the annotation of a GenBank genome assembly.
CCCCCCCCCCCCCCCCCAAAAAAAAAAAAAAAAAAAGCAAUUCCACCCCUGAAUUUUCAUUCUUCCUCAAAUGGAUAGUUGGUCUACAUCUGUCGACGUUGAUUUCGAAUUUGAGACUCUUGUACUUCGAAUGAACCCACCAAGGGUUACUGUUGAUAAUGUUUCAGACAAGAAGGGCACUUUGAUCAAGGUUGAUAGUAUGAAUAAGCGAGGAAGUUUGCUAGAGGUUGUUCAAGUUUUGACUGAUUUAAAUCUUAUAAUUAAGCGAGCUUACAUUUCUUCAGAUGGGGAAUGGUUCAUGGAUGUAUUUCAUGUUACCGAUCAAUAUGGAAAUAAGGUCUCCGAAGAUAACUUUUCUGAACGCAUUCAGCAGUCACUGGGACCAAAGGGACGCAGUUUCCGGUCCUUGAAGAGAUCUGUGGGUGUUCAGGCUGCCGUGGAACAUACAACCAUUGAAUUGACCGGAAAAGACCGACCAGGCUUGCUUUCGGAUGUUUUCGCUGUUCUUACUGACCUGAAAUGUAAUGUGGUGGCUGCAGAAGUAUGGACACACAAUUCAAGAAUGGCCUCAGUUGUAUACAUUACUGAUGAAACAAAUGGGUUGGCAAUAAAUGAUCCUGAUAGACUUGCUAAGAUCAAGCAGCUUCUUCUGUACGUUCUGAAAGGGGAUAGAGAUAAGCGGAGCCCCAACACUGCUGUUUCUGUUGGUUCCACUCACACUGAAAGGAGGUUGCAUCAAAUGAUGUACGCUGAUCGUGACUAUGAUACAGAUGGUAUGGGUUGUGUGUCCACCAGUGGCCGGAGCAACCCCCUUGUGACUGUGGAAAAUUGUGCUGAUAAAGGGUACACUCUUGUGAAUUUGAGGUGUCCAGACCGGCCUAAGCUGCUCUUUGAUACAGUAUGCACACUGACAGAUAUGCAGUAUGUAGUAUUCCAUGGAACCAUUAUUGCUGAAGGACCAGAGGCUCAUCAGGAGUACUACAUCAGGCAUAUGGACGGAGGCCCAAUUAGUUCUGAAGCAGAGAGGCAACGUGUGAUUCAUUGCUUGGAAGCGGCUAUCAAGAGGCGAACUUCUGAGGGCCUAAGACUAGAAUUGUGCGGUGAAGAUAGGGUCGGUCUUCUAUCCGAUGUAACUCGCAUAUUUAGAGAGAAUGGUCUUUCAGUCACCCGGGCUGAGGUCUCGACCAGGGGCUCUCAAGCUGCAAAUGUUUUUUAUGUGACUGAUGCAUCCGGUUGUCCAGUUAAAACUGAAACUAUUGAGGCAGUCCGAAAAGAAAUAGGCCUGACAAUACUUCAUGUAAAAGAUGAUGACUACUUAAAUUCACCACCCCUGCAGACAGGGAAGUUCUCUCUGGGUAAUCUCUUCAGAUCAAGGUCCGAGAAAGUCCUGUACAACUUGGGUUUAAUAAGGUCAUUAUAAGCUUUAGAAUAUUGCAAAACAUCUGUUCAACCCCUUGUUGAUCUUGGUUGAGGCCUUAAUUCUACAUUUUGUUUUAACUUGUAAAGCUUAAUCUAAAACUGUACAUUAUUAGUCUUGCUGUCUCCAGUUUUGAAGGCUGCCGUAAAUACAUCCUUCCAUGCCUCACAACUGCAGAAUCUUGACUUCCAAUUUCUUUCUUUGUUGUGGUACAAAGGGUGCUGUGAAUACAUGUAGCAGU